AUGGUUGAUGAUAACAUCAGUGAUGAUGUCGAUGAAAAGUCGUUGGUGGUUUCAGACCAGGAAAAAGGAAGCAGGAACAAGAGGAAGUUUGCAUCUAAGCUUCCUCUAGGAACUCCUUCCGAUUCACUUGUGCCAUCUCUUACGGAGUUUCCAAGAUAUGAAUUAUUAGAGAAAGCAAUGAAAGGAGACACUCUUUUUGAGAUUGACCCAUUGACGAGCGGGUGUCCUCAGUCUGAUGCGGAACAAGAAGUGGAAACUCCACCAAAUAUAGAUUGGGAGGAUACUACAACUACUCAACUUCUUGAGCUUUUAACCCAAAAUUUGUCCACAAUAUUUCAGAGCGCAGUCAAGAGGAUUGCCAAGUGUGGAUACAGUGAGGAAAUUGCUGAAAGGGUUAUCUUGAAGAGUGGCCUUUAUCAUGGCAGCAAAGAUGUUGUCUCAAAUGUUGUCGAUGGUGCCUUGGCUUUAUUGAGUAGGGGAAAGGUUCUCGAUAUUGGUAGACCUGUUAUAUUUGCAGAUUUACCGAGCUUGGUUGAUUACACAUUGUUGGAGAUGGUAUGUGUGUUGAGGGAGGUUAAGCCAGCUUUGCCAGUUGUAGAAGCAAUGUGGUGGUUGUUAAUAUUGGACUUGAACCUGGUACAUGCAUGUACAAUGGAAGGCUAUCAUCUGGUUGAGUUAUGCAGUCAAGAAAGUCCAGGCGAUAAUUCGUUUGGUUUGAAUCUUUCCCAAUCCAAGACUGAGGCUUCUGAGAAUACUCAGUCAAACCCGGAUAAACAACAAUUGUCAAAACCUUUUACCUCAAUUGCUCAAACCUUGCAGUCCAAAGUUCUUGUUACUAGUGCAGCCAUUGAAGAACUUGAGUCUAUAAGUUCACAUGUUUGUCAAGCGGCAAAAGGAAAAGGAAGUUCCACACCUUUUCCAAAAGCAAAGGCUAAAUUGAAAGCAACAAUUUUAGAAGACAAAUCGGGAGCCGGUCAAAAAGCCCUAAAUUCCAAGAAGGAUUUACAUAGGCGAAAGACAUAUCAGUUUGAGAAGAAUUGUAGAAGUACGGGUAAGGACAUUAAGGCAAACAUGACUGCCUGGGGUAGUUUGGUUUUGGACAAGAAACUGAACUCGUCUUCUUCUGGUGCAACAAAGAAGAGUUCGCACUCUAAAGUAAAAAUUCCGGUUAAAUGCAAUCAACCUCUAGCAAAAGCAAGUUCUGAUAGUCCAUGCCCUUCCUCAUCCAUAGCACCUACAAGUAUGCAAGAUUAUACAAAUGAAAAGGAUCUGGAUUCGUUAGCCAUGGAGCCUAAGUCCAGCAAAAAAGUCCCAGACAACAUAAUUGUUUCUUCUGCGGUGCCAGAUUAUUAUGCUGGUAUCCCAUAUGAUGAGUCUUUGGGAAAAUAUGUCCCUCAAAAUGAGAGAGAUGAAACUAUAUUGUUGCGAACUUCCCGUUUGAAGACACUGCAGAAAGAGCUCCAAGGGUGGUCUGAUUGGGCAAAUGAGAAGGUAAUGCAGGCCACCCGGAGGCUUGGCAAGGACCAGGCUGAGCUUAAAAUGAUGAGGCAAGAAAAAGAAGAUGCUGAAAAAGUUCACCAGGAAAAGCAAAUGUUGGAGGAAACCACCAUGGAUAGGAUUGUGGAGAUGGAGCAAACGUUGGUAAAUACUAAUUCCAUGGGUGAGACAAUUAAUUCUCUACUUAACACCUUGGAGAUGGAUAAUGUUGGACUAAAGAAGGAUAUGAAGGUUGUAAUGCUCUCUACCAGUGAGCAUGCUAUGAACGUCAAUAAUGCUUUAGCAAAUGAGAAGGAUGCAAUAAAGAAGUGUCAAGCAGCGGACAUGGAGAAGCGCUCAUUUGAGGAGGAUUUAUCUAUUAUCAAGCAGGAAAAAACUUCUUUACAGCAGCAGCAAGAGAAAGCCAACAAGGUCGUGGACCAGUUUAAGGUCCUAUUGAAGCAGGAGGAAUGGGUGAAACAAAGGUUUCUACAACAGGCUGAUUCUCUGAAAGCUGAAAGAGAACAACUCCGUGUUCAGGGAAAAGUACAGCGGCAUAAUUUUAGAGAGAAGGUAGACAAAAACAUGCAAAAGUAUAAAGAAGAAAUCCAAAAGUGUGGGAGUGAAAUCUCUCAGUUGAGAUUCCAAUAUGAAAGAUCAAAAAUAGAGGCACUUAAACGAGGCAUUCCUCAAUUGACAAAGGAUUUAGCAGCCUAUGCAGAAAGUUCUGACUCUAAUGUUGUAAAGAUGGAGAGGGAGUGUGUUAUGUGUAUGAAUGAACAGAUAUCAGUGGUUUUUCUCCCUUGUGCACAUCAAGUCCUUUGUGAAGAUUGCAACGUGCUUCACCAAAAGAAAGGAAUGGAUGAAUGCCCUUCUUGUAGGACACCAAUUAAGGAGCGGAUUAGUGUCCACUUUCCUGAUUCCGAAUAG
Molecule: messenger RNA, 2406 nt
Organism: Solanum verrucosum
Lineage: Eukaryota; Viridiplantae; Streptophyta; Magnoliopsida; Solanales; Solanaceae
Product: putative E3 ubiquitin-protein ligase RF298
Exons: 2
Coding region: 1-2406 (801 amino acids)
Source: RefSeq, a predicted model, not a curated record